Molecule: messenger RNA, 1841 nt
Organism: Chelonus insularis
Lineage: Eukaryota; Metazoa; Arthropoda; Insecta; Hymenoptera; Braconidae
Gene: Rap1
Product: RAS oncogene family member Rap1
Exons: 4
Coding region: 797-1351 (184 amino acids)
Biological process (GO): cellular response to cAMP; Rap protein signal transduction; negative regulation of synaptic vesicle exocytosis
Cellular component (GO): plasma membrane
Molecular function (GO): GTPase activity; GDP binding; GTP binding
Source: RefSeq, a predicted model, not a curated record
GUUGUUAGUCUGGUUUAUGACACGGUCGAUGGCGGAGGGUAAACCUGCGAGUGAAGAGGCAUCGCCCUAGAUAACGGUAGAAUUGUGCACUGUUGCGGGUGUCUUCCACGCGUAAAUAUAAUCUAUAAAGUAAUCCGUGGAAGUGAUAAAACGGACAACGCAACUAAGUGACAUAAAAUAAAAAUUAAAGUAAUACAACGAGAAUUGAAAAACAUCAUUGUGCGCGAUCAACUUGAGGUCGGUUAGCACGAACGGAAAACGGCCCCCCCGCAUACGGCGUCUGUGGUUUCUUUCGUCGAGAGUUUACACGCUACAAAAUUCAGGACAAGAACAAGUGACACAGUCGUACGGGUGAUAUACUACGUGAAUUGUUGAUUGUUAUAAAACAAGUGUGUGCUUAACCUGCUUAAUUGUAUUAUUUAAACUUGCAUUAAAAUUUAACAUCCAUGAACCCAUGGCGGUGUAAUGACGAAUCGGUAGACAACGGGACAGAAAGCAGCUAAUUGUCGGAAAAUACUGGGAAAACAUCAUUUGCAGUAUUGAAGAUUGGAAAGAAUAAAACCAUUCAAUUAAGCAAAUAAAUAUUUUAUUUAGUAUAAUUGGUGUUAGUGAUUGUGGUUUGCGUUUUCACGCCAAGAUUAAAACACAACAGCGGGAAAAGUCGACUUACAAUCGCAUACAACAGUGAUAGGCAGUACAGGGUAUAGCUGGCUAGAGAGACUAGAGAACAAGACGAAGCGAAUUCGGUGACCCUUCGGCUGUGACAGGGAAAGAAUAGUUAGUUAGAAAAGAAAGAAUGCGUGAAUAUAAAAUAGUGGUACUGGGUAGUGGAGGUGUUGGCAAAUCAGCCCUCACUGUCCAGUUUGUUCAAGGAAUAUUUGUUGAAAAGUACGACCCAACUAUCGAGGAUAGUUAUCGCAAGCAAGUUGAAGUUGAUGGUCAACAAUGUAUGCUGGAAAUUUUGGACACAGCUGGCACAGAACAAUUCACAGCCAUGAGAGAUCUUUACAUGAAAAAUGGUCAAGGGUUUGUUUUAGUUUAUUCAAUCACUGCGCAAUCGACGUUUAAUGACUUACAAGACCUUAGAGAACAAAUAUUACGGGUAAAAGAUACAGAUGACGUUCCAAUGGUACUCGUUGGUAAUAAAUGUGACUUAGAAGAUGAAAGGGUAGUAGGAAAGGACCAAGGUGUCAACCUUGCUCGGCAAUUCAACUGCGCCUUCAUGGAGACCUCUGCCAAAGCUAAAAUUAAUGUUCAUGACAUCUUCUAUGACCUUGUGCGACAAAUUAAUAAAAAAUCACCGGAGAAAAAGAUAAAACAAAAAAAGAAAUCGUUGUGCCUACUUCUUUAAAGUGAACAAGGCCUUGGCCAUGACACUUUUCAUUGAGUGUCAAAAAGAGUUAAAAAGGGGAAAGCAAAUAAUAAAUAAAGAUAAAAUAAAAUUAAGUCGAAACUAAAAAAUCGGUGAAUUAAAUUGAUGAGAUGUGGAAAUCUUAGUAAUAAUAAUAACAAACAAGGGGGCUGAACGUACGAUGUAAUAGACGAAGAAAAAUAAUAUGAAAAAAUAAUAAUAAAAGAAUGAAAAAACACAUAAAGAGAGAAAAAAAGGCAAAUAGGUAUGAUAAAUGAUGAGAGAAGGUUGUACAACAACUCUAAUAUGGAGAACGAGGGGUGGAAAAUUGUACAUAAGGUUGUUCUGGGUCGGCUUAGGUGCACGCGCAUCAACAGCGCACAAAAAUAUGGUCAAAGAAUACGAAAAACGUGUAUACGAAGCCCCAUAACAUCGGCCAUCACUGUAAUUUUGCAUUAAAAAAUUGAUUUUAUGUAUUUAGAAAAAAAAA